Messenger RNA from Penicillium alfredii, 2250 nucleotides. RefSeq lists its product as uncharacterized. NCBI's taxonomy places the organism in Eukaryota, Fungi, Ascomycota, Eurotiomycetes, Eurotiales, Aspergillaceae. Gene Ontology annotation, molecular function: RNA polymerase II cis-regulatory region sequence-specific DNA binding; zinc ion binding; DNA-binding transcription factor activity, RNA polymerase II-specific. Bases 1 to 2250 code for a protein of 749 amino acids. Gene Ontology annotation, biological process: regulation of transcription by RNA polymerase II; DNA-templated transcription. The transcript has 6 exons. Gene Ontology annotation, cellular component: chromatin. The record is from RefSeq and is a predicted model, not a curated record.
AUGGUUCGCCCGGCCUUCUCCACUCGAGGCAUCCUUCCCACCCCCCCAAGACCCGACCCUCGCUCUUGUUACCCCGGAUGUUCUCCCCGAUGGACCAACAUGAAGCCAGCCGAUAAGCACUUCCGCUGUACUAUCUGUCAGCGAGGCUUCACGCGAAUUGAUCACUUGAAAAGACACCAUUUACGCCGUAUGUGCCCCGCCCGAGAGAAGCCUGGAGAUGUGCUGAAGUCUGAACAGAUUCGGGCCAAAAGCCCUAUUCCUGCAUCUUCUGCAGUGAGUCAUUUGCGCGCUGGUCCUGACAACCUUCGCGACCACUACACGGAUUGCGCCAAACGUGGGGACCGCAAGAUCCCCGAAACAGGCCAGAGGGGCCGGCGACGACAUGCUUGUCAAUCGUGCACUUCUAUGAAGCUGCGGUGUGACGGUCAAAGUCCCUGCGGUUCGUGUCAAAAGAGAGGCCUCGACUGCAACAACGAGCGAACCGCCCUUCCCAAGCAUUCCGAACUCGACGAAGGCACCCCAUCGAGAGACCUUGUAGCUGGCAGGGUGGAUUCAUCACCGUCAGGGUCGCCAUCGACAAAACCCGAAAUGUACGAGCAGCCGUCCGAUCGCGGGUCGAUCAAAUUUCUCCUUAAUGGCGGCACCGACAGUUUCACGGAGCAAUUCCAACUUCCCCCACAUGCAGACCGCGCGCGAGGUUUUGUAUAUCAUAAUCAAAACGGCCUGGAAGGGAAGGCUACGGGUAUCUUCCCGUACAACGUGGAAGAUAACCGCACGGGGUAUCCACCCGCAAUGAUCGACUCCGAUCCAGCCACGCUCCAGUUCUUCCAAGACACGUUCCUGGAUUUUUUUAAUGGCCCUUUUGGCGAUCCCAACAAAGCCUUGGAAAAUCCGUACACCGGUGAAAUUACCUAUCAGGCGGUGGUCCCACCCGGUCAAGACCCCAACUUAGCCAUGCCGGCCGAACCAGCCAUUUUCGAACCAGAGCAGCCCUUUGCAUUGGCCUUGAUCCAAUCGAUAUUGGCACGAGCAUGGACCAUUCCACUUGAUGCCAAAGCCCAGGAAGAUCUCACCAACAAUCUCAACUUUUUGCUGACAACGGCGCGCAUACGAAAAUACAUUUCACUAUAUUUUCAAUAUUGGGAUCCGAGCUGCUCGAUGCUCCACUUCCCGUCUUUUGAUCCAGGAGCUGUUUCCCUGCCGCUCCUGGCUUCGGUGGUCUUUAUGGGCGCAAUGUACACGACUGAUCAAAGGGAGUCCUUUGUAGCCAAGAAGAUUCUUGACUUUGCAGAGCUCUUCAUCUUCUCGAGUGAUAUCUUUUCUGCAGAAAAUGAAAUCGUGACUGUGUUUUCGGGCAAUGAAUGCUACGAGGAUGAGCCCAACGACUGGGUCAAGUUCCAAAACUUCCAGGCCGGGUUCAUCAUGACUGUCGUCCAAUACUGGGCCGGGAGCCGCGUGUCUCGAAAUCGUUCUAUGGAGAAUCGAUUCAGUGAGGUUGUCAAGGUUGCUCGACGAAUCGGACUGGUGAAGUGCCGGCAUCUGCCGAACGACCCAGCCCUAGAGCAUUCAUGGAUUCAAAAAGAGUGUCGAAUUCGCACCGUUGCCAUCGUUUCGCUGCUCGAUUGCGCGUUCUUCUUUUUCCAGAACUACCCCUGUCGCCUCACGCAUUCUGAGAUGGAAUGUGACUUUCCCUGUGAUGAUAGUGUUUGGCGCUCCGAGCAUCCAUUUGCCGAGCCAAACUUCCGCUUUACCCGUGACCUGACAAUCUCGGACGCUUUUCAAUACCUCUUUGACGAUGCAUCCAAACAGGAUUCUCCAUACCGAUCGCCCGAACGGAACACCCUGGACCUGACUGUCUUGGACAUGUUCAUUCUAAUUCACUUGUUGUUUGCAUUUAUCAAUACCCACAUGACCCUUCUAGGACCUUUCAUUCGAAGCCAUUCGAAGAAAACCGCUCAAGCCGUGAGUGGCGGUGUGAUUGGCAAGAGCCUCAUUCCAGAAGACUCGAUUCUGGGCGCUAUCCGGGCUGCUUUGGGCCGGUGGCGUGACCAUUGGGAAGCGCUGCGCAACCAAGUCCCCAGUGACCAGUGGGCUUCAAUGGGCUUUUACAAGAACGGAUACAACUUCUGGCUUGUCUCGCAACUGCUCAUCACCAAGAAGGAUGCCGUUGACGUGGUGAUGCGGAUGGAAGUCCACUGCGAAGACAAGCUAGGCAAGCUGAGGGUGUUGUUGCUCGAUGAGAAGGACUAG